UAAAUGGGGGCCGGUAGUCCGCACGGAAACCGAAAAUCCAAUAACGGUUUUGUGUGGCAAGCCUUGCGUGCUCCACGAAGUCAUCGGUUUUCCAGUUUAGUUCGCAAUCGCCACCCGUGCCAUCAAGUAGCCCGUCAAACGAUGGCCAACUUCAGUCCGCACCAGCUGUCGAAUCCCCGGGCCAACGUCUUCAUCCUGGUCAAUCUUGGGUGCGAGAUGCUCUACGUGAUCGAUCAGCGGCUGAAGGCGCAGCAGAUCGCUCAGGACAAGUCGGUUCAGGUUAUCCACGAUGUGACUACAGUACUGCUCGAACCGAAGUUUAUAGACUCGCUUCUGAACGGAUCGAAGCACAAUAGUGCGCAGCUUUUGACCGCCGAGCACUGCAAGUUUAUGCUGAACGACAUAGCCACCUGCUCCUUGAUGCGACUCGACGAGCAGUCGAUGUCCAAGCUGUGGAAUCUGAUGACCAUGGUAUACAAGUGGCAGCUGUUCGUGUCCCGCCAUCAACACCACCUGCUGGAGAUUACCUUUCGGCACUUGGAGGCGGUCAACAGGUUGUAUCCGGAUGCCAAGCGGCACAUGCUGAUUGACUUCACGAAGAACACGCUGCUAGACUUUUGGAAUGCCAGCGGGGAGGAUGCGCAGCUGUCCAUCUACCAGACGAAUCGGGCCUGGCUGCAGUGCUUCAACACGAAGAUAUCGCUCCUGAUUCGCAUGGGUUUUCAGGCCAUGGACGGUAGUUUCAUCAGGGACGUGGAUCAGGAUUACUACGCGGAAUACGUUGAGUCGGCCGGGGAUAAUAUCUAUGCAAAGAGUGCCGAGCAGCGGGAACGCCAGCAGCGGGAGCCCAACAGCAUGGAUCAACUGGCAGCUCAGCUGAACAUAAAUCCGCCGCAGAGCGAGGAUCUGCAGCCCAUCAACGCCCGCCAGUUCCAGCAGCAGUUCGAGCAGGCCUUCGGCAGUGUGCUCUUCACUGACACAGCAGGCAGCUCCUCUGCUUGCGAGUUUGUCCAGCUGCAGCCCACGACGGCAUCCUCGGAAAAGGUGGCGCCGACAGUGUCCCGGGGAGGAUCCUUGCUAAACCAGAACCUGCUCGACUUGUACAGCAAAAUGCCUUGAAGCCAAAGCCACUUCGGUUU
Drosophila teissieri is the source of this 1139-nucleotide messenger RNA. RefSeq lists its product as uncharacterized. Gene Ontology annotation, cellular component: cytoplasm; plasma membrane. Bases 4 to 1119 code for a protein of 371 amino acids. The record is from RefSeq and is a predicted model, not a curated record. Lineage: Eukaryota; Metazoa; Arthropoda; Insecta; Diptera; Drosophilidae. The transcript is spliced from 2 exons. Gene Ontology annotation, biological process: transport.